Aphanomyces astaci is the source of this 1359-nucleotide messenger RNA. RefSeq lists its product as hypothetical. The record is from RefSeq and is a predicted model, not a curated record. The annotation marks the transcript as partial. Lineage: Eukaryota; Oomycota; Saprolegniomycetes; Saprolegniales; Verrucalvaceae. The transcript is spliced from 2 exons.
GGAUGAUUGAUGCUAAAAUGACGACGAUGCGUAUCCUGGCACUGUCGGUGGUAGCGUCCUUCGCAAAGGCUGCCUUCAACGCAUCGGCAUUGCCGCCAGUCCCAAGAAACUUCCCCACGUACACCUACCCGGACGAUUUGAACCUGGCGCAUUCCUUUCCUGUGACCGUGAAGAAGGGUCGAGACCUACUGCUGCCACUUGCACCUCUGAAACAUGCACUGUUCCCAGAGGUGGACCCUGUCGGCAGCUUCUCUCUAGGGGUAUCUUUGAGUGCUUGUGCUGGCUCCAUGUACGUAUCGCUGGUCACCACCGACAACGUCGUGUUCCCACUCUCCACAGCGGCGCUGCAGUGUUUCACGUUCGCCAAGGAGACUCCCUCCACGACGAAUGCCACCAACCUGUGUCCAGUCUUCUAUGGCCCUGACGACCUGUACUAUACUAUCGACCCAUACAAGAUCCAAGGAGUGCUGAUCAUGGCCGACGUGGACAUGGAUUUGCAGGUCGCCGUGUCGUUCGCGUCUUCACUUACGUUUCCCCAUGGCUAUCCUCGCAUGUUCUCAGCCGACUCGUUACCCAACAUGACUCUGGAUGCGACAUCGUCUGCCGUGGCAUUUGAACUCCCGACCACCGUCGACGUCACCUCCUUGGUCGCUUCGACCUGCAAUGACUGCAUCUACACCGUCUUCCUCUCUCCCGUGGUAGCCCAUGCAGCUCCCGCUCCCGUCCUUGCUCCCAUCUGUCUUUUGGCGUCGUCGAUGGCGCGGCUCCCCUUGGACCGAUCCGGAGCCUCGUCAGGCGGACACAUCCCCCGCCUGCACACCUCCGUGGCCAAGGGCGAUUACAUUGUGUACGUCGUCGCAUCCGUGCCGCCAGCAGCCGACGCGACUACAAGACCCGCCGCUCUCUUUCUCUACACCCCCGUCACAGCAUACAUUGCGCACUCUGUCUCAUGGACCUGUAACAUUCUACUUCUCUCUGUUGGAAAAACAGACAGCUCUGAUGAAUAGAGAGUUGUAGAUGUGUUGGUCGUGGCGAUGGCGGUGGCGGCAGGGGCGGCGACGGGGUUGGUUCUGCUUCGACACUUCCACCGCAAGAAAAAGGACGACCGCCGUCACGUGCCUUCGUCCUCGAGGUUUCCCGUUCCAAUAGCGUCGGGCGAAACGGCCGGUCUGCUGCCGAAACCAAGUGCCACCUUUGCCGAGGAUGACGAGAGCUACGACGACGAUUUGGAUGGAUACCACGACAUUGACCACGUCACAGUUUAACUUGGAUGGAUACCACGUCACAGUCCAACGUCCCAUCGGACUAUAUUUGACUUUGCUUAGCAAGUUGCCAUUGUAAUGAAAAGUUUAUUGUGCA